This is a messenger RNA of Uloborus diversus, 743 nucleotides long. Its product is annotated as ras-related and estrogen-regulated growth inhibitor-like protein. Gene Ontology annotation, molecular function: GTPase activity; GTP binding. The record is from RefSeq and is a predicted model, not a curated record. Lineage: Eukaryota; Metazoa; Arthropoda; Arachnida; Araneae; Uloboridae. The transcript is spliced from 4 exons. The coding region runs from base 49 to 723 and encodes 224 amino acids.
UGAAUCGAUUUUUAAAUUGUGAAUCGGUAUCAUAUCAGGACUGUCAAGAUGAUGCAAAAAGCGCCUCCUCCUUGCGUGAGGAUACUAGUGCUGGGAGCUCAGGAAGUUGGAAAAUCUGCUGUAACAGUGCGAUUUCUCACUCAAAGGUUUAUUGGAGAAUACAGCUCCCAAAAAGAUCUCUUAUACUGUUCCCAAACACAAGUCACUGGAUCUCCAGUAGAUGUUGAAAUUCUGGAUACUUCCAGGGACCAAACAGACAGUAUUCCUUCCGAAAAGUUAGAUUGGUGUUCGGCGUUCGUAGUUGUCUACAGUGUAGCUUCCAAAAGCAGCUUCUUGGUUGCAGCCGAUUGUCUACGCAACCUCACUUCCAGAGGCCUACCAGUAUUACUUCUAGCCAACAAGAAAGAUUUGGAACACGCGAGAGAAGUGUCCUCGGAAGAGGGCCGAACGAUAGCUUCUGAACUUGGUGAUGUCCUUUUCGCAGAAGUAUCAGCAGCCGAGGAUUACGCCGAAGUGGCUGAUGCUUUCAGAAUCCUCCUAAACGAUGCUUGCAUCUCCAUUAGCAAAUGUUCUAAUUCGAACUCCUCUCCCACAAAUACCAGUUCCAGGAGGAAGAUAUCUGUGGUGUCCGUGUCCAAGAUCAUUAGUGCUAUGUUCGGCCGCGGAGGUGCCAUGAUCGCCGAUCACCACGGCCAGAAGAAGAGACCAUCUUUGUCGUUAUGAGAAUCGGCACCCGGGGAGAG